Messenger RNA from Colletotrichum phormii, 1935 nucleotides. Its product is annotated as amidohydrolase. Gene Ontology annotation, molecular function: hydrolase activity, acting on carbon-nitrogen (but not peptide) bonds. The coding region runs from base 217 to 1563 and encodes 448 amino acids. NCBI's taxonomy places the organism in Eukaryota, Fungi, Ascomycota, Sordariomycetes, Glomerellales, Glomerellaceae. The transcript has a single exon. The record is from RefSeq and is a predicted model, not a curated record.
CGGAAGUCGAAUCAUCUGAACACCCAUUGUAAUUACUAUUUCAACCGUUUGUGACGUUUUCAUACGUUGGCUUGCCUUAUGUUUUCUUGGUAUUGUGUGUCUGUGACAGACAAUAAGUGCUUAAAUAUGUAUUUCUUCGUCACUCCGUGUGUUAUCUCCCUUCAGAAAUAUGAAUGAACCAACCUUCAGAAUCUGCCUGGUAAUUAUCGAGUCAAAAUGGUCACCACACAAACAAAACCCGAGAGUUCUGGCAUAGACAUGUCGAAAUACAUCACUCCAUGGAAGCUUGAUCCACAGCAGCCGUAUCUGCUGAAAAAUUGCAGAAUUGUUGACCCAGUUCAUGGAUCAAUCAGCAGCAAUGCCACGAUUGCCCUUUCCGCCGGCAAGAUUAUCUCCGUUGAAACAGGCGAGCCAGCAAAGCCAGAUGGAUUCGACAUCAAGCCGGAGAACAUCAUUGACCUCGAAGGAAAAUACGUUUGCCCCGGGCUGAUUGACUGCCAUGUUCACAUCGCGGUUACGCCAGGCGCGGCAAGCCUGUCGUCGUACCGAGACAUGACGGAGACCAAAAGCCUUCUGCGGCAGCCCAGUGUUCUCAAGUCAAUGCUCCAGCGGGGGUUUACUACCGUCAGAGACUGCGGUGGUGCGACUCUCGCGAUGAAAGAGGCCGUUGAAGAAGGCAUCUAUCCCGGCCCGCGCCUCUUCAUUUCUGGAAAAGCCCUUUCUCAGACUGGUGGCCACGGCGACAUGAGAGGACGGCACGACACCAUCCCCUGUUGCGGCGGCGCUGUAUCAGGCAUCAGCCGUAUCGUUGAUGGAGUGCCAGAAUGCUACCGCAUGGCGAGAGACGAACUGCGACAAGGCGCAGACUUCAUCAAGAUCAUGGGCGGUGGCGGCGUUGCUAGCCCAACUGAUCGCAUCGACCAACUUCAGUUCUCUGACGACGAAAUCAAGGCCAUAGUGACGGUUGCAAAUAACGCAAAGACAUAUGUCACAAGCCACUGCUAUACCACAGAAGCAGUGACACAAGCAAUCAAGCAGGGCGUCAGGGGUAUUGAGCACGGCAACCUGAUCGAUCUGGAAACCGCGAAGCUCAUGGCGAAGACGGGGACAUUUCUCACGCCGACGCUUGUCACUCACUUCGUAUCAAAGGAGUCACAUUUUCUCGAUGCGGAGUCAGAAGCCAAAGUCACCACUGUACUCGAACAGGGCCUAGUUACACUCAAGAUGGCAACUGAAGUCGGUGUCACAGUCUGCUUCGGCACAGAUCUGCUGGGUCCUACUCACUUUGCUCAGUCGAAAGAGUUCUCUAUUCGCAGUCAAGUUCAAACAUCCCUUCAGGUUCUACAAAGCGCCACCAUCAAUGCCGCCAAGUUGCUUGGCCAGGAAAACAAGCUAGGCCAGGUUAAGGAAGGGUUCAUGGCAGAUCUUCUGGUUCUGGAUCGUAACCCUUUGGAUGAUAUCACAAUCCUGGACAAGUCUCAAGAGUCUAUAUUAGCUGUUGUGAAGGACGGCAGGGUUAUGCAUUCGCAUCUCAGCUGUAUGAAAGAAGAACCGAGACCCUAAGACACGCGUGAUCUUCUGCGCAGACUCUAGGUGUAGGGUAGAAAAGAGAAACCACUUGUCGUAUUGGGCCAUAGUUCCGCGUUAUUCAACGUUUGUUGAGACUGUCUUUUAUUUACUGAAUUGAAUUCUGCCCGUAGGCUUACUUUGGGUAUCUGGUGUUACCGCCAGAGGCUGUGCUCAAGAGACCGAGUAGCCGGCUCCGCUUGUGAGAACACCAUUUCGGCUUUUGGGACCCAUCUCUACGUCACCUACAUCCCACCCGGUUAUUAACACAGCUUCAGAUUUGUAAUUUAGGUCGGCUUAUAAAUCAUACGCAAAGUCUGAGAGGUAUUAGAUCAAAUAAGAGGAGAUUUCAGUCCGGCUGAAUGCCCG